This is a messenger RNA of Laetiporus sulphureus 93-53, 525 nucleotides long. RefSeq lists its product as uncharacterized. Lineage: Eukaryota; Fungi; Basidiomycota; Agaricomycetes; Polyporales; Laetiporaceae. Bases 1 to 525 code for a protein of 174 amino acids. The record is from RefSeq and is a predicted model, not a curated record. The transcript is spliced from 4 exons.
AUGUCAAAGUUUGGCGCUCAUGAUGAAAUUCUGGUUGACUUCUUGUCAGAUUCUGUAUCGCAAGACACCGCUCAACCGCCGAUGAAGAUUGUCGACCGUGCAAGGUGGAUGGAUUGCUCGCCUAUUGGAUCGCUCUCGGAGCCGCCAAACCUGCCAUCUAAGCUUCAGUGUCAUCCUCGGAUUCGACUUACUGGUAGAUCGGAAGAUCAAGCAGAUGGUGCGAGCGUGGAGUUCAAGCGUGCAUUUCCAAUGGAAGAGACUCUACAUCAGGAUUCAGUCGAUCCUUUCCAGGGAGGCGGUGUCGCCAGAUUGGUCCAGCUCAGUAGCCAGACACACCGCGCUCCAAUGUCGGCUACGGAGAAGAGUAAUCCGGCUGUGGUCAACGUAGAACGGAUGUGUCCGAUGAACGCCUCGGAUCGCCAGGCGCACUAUCAGGGCGAAUACGGAAGAACCGCUUAUCACAACGGCUCAAUUCGAUCGAAAUCGGCUAGGUGUGCCGAGCGCUCCGUCAUGGGUAGCAUGUAG